AUGGAUCUCAACUCAACCCGCACCACGGCGGGGCCGCUGUCGACCUCAGAUACAGCUAUGUUGGAAGCUAUCGUUCCUGGCUUCGGUCUUAUUUCGCGAUUCUUGAUGUCGUAUCUCAACUUUGACAUUACCGCCUACUUUCAGCUGAUGAUCGCAUUCACCGUCUUUGGUGCAGGCUUCCGCUACGUCUUCUACUUCAUCUGGGAGCGGUUCAGCGAUUUCUUCAUCUCGAGGGCUGAAAUUCGCCUGGACGAUGAGAUUUUCAAUUAUCUCAUGUACUGGGUUUCGCGUCAGCCCCAGAUGAGACGGGCGAAUCGCUUUGUGGCCGGCAUCAAGUCAAACGGGUACAUCAGCGACGACGAAGACAGCGACAAUGAAGAUGCAGAUGAUACGGAAGACCUGUUCGACUUGGAUACUGGAAACGCUGUCGCUACAAACGAGAAUACAUUUGACACCUACUGGGCCAAAGUCCUCAGCCGCGACAAGUACAAAACGUUACAAUUCACACCCGCCGAAGGUUCUCACUACUUCUGGUAUAAAAACCGCCCUAUGAUGCUCACGCGCGCCAAUAAAGAAGGCGGUUCACGUUAUGUUCUGAACAACGAGCGCUUGUACCUUUCAUGCUUAGGUCGCAACCCCACAAUCCUUAAGUCACUCUUGAUUGAAGCGCAGCAGGCGUACGUUGAACGUGACGGCAACAUGACUGUCAUCUAUCGUGGUGGGCGGCAUUAUCCUGGAAGCUCCUACUAUUGGCUCCGCUGUAUGGCCCGUGUGCCACGUCCUUUGUCAACGGUCAUUCUCGAUCAGACUCAAAAGGAUGACUUCGUUGAUGACAUCAAGGAGUAUCUGCACCCUCGGACACGUCGCUGGUACUCAAACCGCGGUAUCCCGUACCGUCGAGGAUAUCUCCUCCACGGCCCUCCUGGAACUGGCAAAACCAGUCUUUGCUUUGCUGCAGCGGGACUUCUUGGAUUGAAGCUUUACCUCCUAGAUCUGAACUCUACAUCUUUGGACGAGGAGAGUCUGUCUUCUUUGUUUUCCGAUCUCCCGCGUCGAUGCAUUGUUCUACUUGAAGACGUUGACUCUGCUGGUAUCACAAAGACUCGAGGAAUAACUGCAACGGUCGAGCCCCCAGCAAGUGAGGAUCUUGCCGAUGAAGGCAAGGGUGCCGUUGACGUCAAACCCGUUGCCGAAGAAACCAAAAAGGGCGGCAUCACCCUAUCAGGACUUUUGAAUGUCAUUGAUGGUGUCGCCGCUACGGAAGGCCGAAUCUUAGUCAUGACUACCAACCACGCGGAUAAGCUGGAUCCAGCUCUGCUGCGCCCUGGUCGUGUUGAUAUGACUAUCACAUUUGGCUACACGAGUGAAGCAGACAUUAUAGAGCUAUUUACCUCUAUCUAUGUCACGAUGGAGGGUGAUCUAGCCCGUGAUCAAAUACUGUCCACUAUCACCCACGGCUUGCCCAAGCAGGCAGCCAGCAACAAAUCUACUGGACUAUCGAAUGGCAAGGCCGAGGCCAACGAGAAGCUCAACGGAGCUGUCGCUGUUAGCUCAAGAGAUGAAAAAGCAGAAUUCCAAGCUCGACUUCAAGCGCUUCGAUUGCGCAUUUCUGGCUUGGCUGCCGAGUUCGCCGCGGUCGUUCCGGCUGGAAAGUUCACGGCUGCCGAGAUCCAAGGCUACCUUCUGAAUCACAAGGAAACUCCUGCAACGGCUAUUGAGGGUGCAGCAGAAUGGGUCAAGACUUCGCUUGAAAAAAAGGGUGCUCGAGAUGAGAAGGAGAGUUUCUCCUAG
Molecule: messenger RNA, 1791 nt
Organism: Penicillium brevicompactum
Lineage: Eukaryota; Fungi; Ascomycota; Eurotiomycetes; Eurotiales; Aspergillaceae
Product: BCS1 and AAA domain-containing protein
Exons: 1
Coding region: 1-1791 (596 amino acids)
Biological process (GO): mitochondrial respiratory chain complex III assembly; protein insertion into mitochondrial inner membrane from matrix
Cellular component (GO): mitochondrial inner membrane
Molecular function (GO): ATP hydrolysis activity; ATP binding
Source: RefSeq, a predicted model, not a curated record